AUGUGCAUAGAACUAUGGCGCAGAUACUUUUGCCCAAAGGCGCCGCAUCACACUCCGACGAGCGAUCUCAACUUCGGGAUCGACGUCCAUCCUCAACCCAGGGAAGACGUGGCUGACCACUGCCUGGUACAGGAAUGCGACAACGUCUUCAGGGAGAACGAGGAGAGCCCGCAGGACAACGUGGACGAGGGGCGCCAGAUUCACUGGAUCUACAACCUGGUACGGUGCGCCCAUCUCUACUCCCACGAGUGCGCGAGGUCGCCUUGUGUUGGAGGGAGGGUUCAAUACUUUGACCACCCAUGCUCGUACUGCAGUGGUGGCAUCGACGUGCACGUCAGAGACUACGGCGAAGUCUUGCGCGACGUUAGCCUGCCUUUGAGAAUCCCAGCGACCGGGAGAGCAAUAGACCCGGAGGUGGUACAGAGAUUCGAACAUUAUAGGGAGAAGUACCUGCUCCGGUUGCUCCGAUUGUUCCACGUUAUGCUGCUGAGGUCCCUUCCAGUACGGCCCGAGGGCGAAACCUGGAAGUCCUUCAUCGAAACCGCCUGGCCCGAGACCUUCUGCAAGCUGGACUUCGAUCACAUUGGCCACGGAGUCGUCGACUGCGAAUGUCCGGCAACGAAGGAGGAGUGGCGGACCAACUCGGCGUACUCGAAACGGAAGAACGAGGCGCUGGCCAUACUCAACGGCCUCGAAGCUAGGAGCGGGCCCCGUGGCGCGUACGUCUAUUAUUGGUGGACAGAGGGCUUUGGCACAGACGACGACUGGGAACCAACUGACAGGGCCAACGGCGUGUACUCCAAAUACGAUGAGGAAACCGACUUCUUGCCACACCAAAUGCAGUUUGUAUACUUCAGGCAGGAGGAUUACGACCGGCGAUAUACAAAGCUUCAGACUCUGGCGAGAAACUGUCUGAGGCAGCUAAAGGAGAGGGGCAAAGACAUCUCCCAAGAGCACCCGACGACGGGAUAUUGGCAGCGUUGCGGGAUCAAGUGGAUGGGAUUCGACGAUUGGGAUAGGUCACUUGACCGGCGCAUGGAGUUCCUGGAAUGGGUUUACCAAUUCCUCGCGCUCGACGCCGGUCUCCACGAGAACGUCAUGAUGUACCUCGCCGCUGCGCUGCUCGCCAUGCUCAACCCUUGGCCCAACCCUCAGAUCAACUACCACCCCUCGCAUCCCAAUCCCUAUGCUCUGGACAGCGAAUUGGCGGCAUACGAUGUCCUCCAGGAGUGUAUCUGGUGGGUCGAGUAUCUGUGGCCGUUGGACGGAGACUUGAGGGUGCAGGACAGCUACAGGGAGUCCAUCGAUGCGAGCAGCGAGGUCAACUGGAUCAUCCAGCGCAACAGGGACAUUGAGCUACUUGACAUGAAGUCGCGCAAUCGUACGGCUGCGCAAAAGACUGGACUGUUUAUCCUGCCGCCAGAGGUGGCCAUUGCGCAGGGCGACGAGAUCUGCCCCCUGUGCCAGGAGAGAUGGGGCCACUUUCCUUUCCACGAGCCGGUCCAGCUGCCGUGCUGCAACAAGUUCGUCGGGCGCAGGUGUAUGAAGCAGUUUCUGGCGUCCAAGCCGAUUCGGCCGGCAGGCGGCGACUAUAUGAGAAGGGAGAAAUGGGUGGAAGAGUUCAGGUGCGCGCUGUGCCGCGAGGGCGUUGGGCACCACUUCUCACCGCAUUUCUACGGGCAAUUGCUGGGCGAUCCUCCCAGAGAUAUCCGAGAUUUAAGUUUCUAUGACGAUUAUGAAGGGUUUCCGAGGCCGUCAGAGUACUGGCAAUAA
Messenger RNA from Colletotrichum graminicola M1.001, 1773 nucleotides. RefSeq lists its product as uncharacterized. The record is from RefSeq and is a predicted model, not a curated record. Bases 1 to 1773 code for a protein of 590 amino acids. The transcript has a single exon. Lineage: Eukaryota; Fungi; Ascomycota; Sordariomycetes; Glomerellales; Glomerellaceae.